Molecule: messenger RNA, 1989 nt
Organism: Paramecium tetraurelia
Lineage: Eukaryota; Ciliophora; Oligohymenophorea; Peniculida; Parameciidae
Exons: 3
Source: RefSeq, a predicted model, not a curated record
AUGAAUGAAAUUUUUCCAGAUGUCUCAGUUCCUUACCCUUCUAAUUCUGCAGAUAUCAGUAGUCUGCCUUAAGUAACCAUCCAACAAGCACUUGAUCAUCGAUAAGCCAAUAGAGUCGGUCGACCAAAUUAUAAAGGAAGAAUUUGUAAUUGUUGUGGCUUGCAAAUUGAAAGAGAAAACUUCAAUUUGGGAAUAUCUAGUGAUCAAUUGGGAUUUCUAGGCACCGGCUAUCCUUUGUAUUUUGAUUUCAUCAAAUCUUGUUUAACAAUUAUUGCCAUCCAAUACAUCACAGUUGGUAAUUUCUAAUUAAUAACUCACAUUGGAACAUUGUUUGAAUUAUCAGAGACAUAGUAAGGAUUAUAAGAAAAGUAAAGCAUCUUAAGUCUCACUGCUCUAUACUUUACUAUGAUCUACUUAAUUUAUUUUAGACAUAAUUAAAUUAAGUUGGAUAGUUUUUGUGACUUAAAACAAACCACCCCAGGAGAUUAUACAGUCCUAUUCUAAAAGUUACCUUUGGAUUUAUCAAGAGAAGAAUUAGAACUGAAAAUAAAGGAGGAAUUCGAGAAUGUAGUAAAAGUGUGCUUCAUUUUCAAAUAAAUAAUAAAACAAAAAAACAACAAGAGAAUGUUUCUAGAUCAAUUAUAAGAUACAUACUUUGAACAAAACUAAUUUUCUGGCAAUGCCCUAGUAUCAUUUAAAUAUAAGGAGGAUAAACUUAAAUUAUUAAAGAAGGCUAAAUACAAUAAGUGGAAAUAUUAUUUAAAAUAAUUAUUGCAUUUAGACUUAAAUAAUGAUGGAUAUUUAAACUUUUAAGGGAUACGUUUAGCUGUAAGAUAGGCUCCAGAACCUACAGAUAUUAAUUGGAAAAGUUUAAAUGAAUGGAUAGAAUUAUCAUAAUUCAAAAGAUUACUGGAAAUCUUAAUCAACUUUUUGUUAUUGAUAUCCUUAUUAGUAGUGACUUGCACUACAGAAUAAAAAAAAAACAAAAUUAUUUCAUUUAAAUCCAGUUUUACACCUCUAAUAACUAUUAUUUCUUAUUAUGUUUUUCCAUUACUGACCAAAAGGAUAACCUUUCGAAAAUACAUAUCUUGGACAUAAACUGAAAAGAGCUAAUCCUUUAAAUUGACUAUCCUUAUGUCUUUGUUUACAAUCUAUAUAGCUUAAUUUGUUGAUGGAGAGUUGUUUUGGCUUUUCGCUUGGUAUUAUCUUAUAACUAUACUUUAGCAAUUCAUUUCUUCCUCCACUAUUUAUACUUUUAAGACUCUAAUACCACAACCAUAAACUUAAGAUGAAUUGAAUAGACUUUAUGAGCUUCAACAUCACAAUUUAAUUAGGAAUCAUGCUUACAUCAUUUAUACUAUGAUAAUUACAAACAUAUAUGGGAAUCUUAUGCCUAUUAAUUCAAUUAUGUCAUUUAUAGGAUUAAGUCUCUAUUAUUGGGCUGAUAAAUAUGUACUACUUAAUCAUUCUACUGUCAAAUAUUAACCAUCUUCAAAUUUAUCGCUUGAAAUGUUUACCUUAAUAUCAUACACCCCUUUAAUUAUUUCAUGUCAAACGUAUAUGAACUCCGACGAGAACAAGAUUUCUCUAAUUUAAUUGAUCAGUGCAUUCAUAUUCUAUUUGAUUCCUAAAGACCUAAUAAUAAACAAAAUCUGGAAGACAAAGAAGAUUAAAGAAUUUUCACCUUAUGAUGAAUCUCAAUUCAAUUCCUGCUAUGAUAGAACAAAUCCUGCAUUGCAAGAUAAAGCAAUUCAUAACUGGGUAAACUAAUAAAAGAAAGCCCAUGCCAAAUAAAGAAGAGUUUUACAUUUACUAGAUUAGGAAUAAAAGGCCAAACAAAAACGAACUUUGGAAAAAUAAUUAACAAAAAUUUAGAAAUAAAUCAGUUAACUCGAAGCUUAGUUGGAAUAAAAAUAAACUGCUAAACUAAUAACAUAAUCAGAUUAAGUUUCACAAAGCUUUAGCUAAGAGAAAUCGUAAGACUCAUGA